This is a messenger RNA of Scophthalmus maximus (turbot), 7173 nucleotides long. It is a transcript of the gene pdzd8, whose product is annotated as PDZ domain containing 8. The transcript is spliced from 5 exons. Gene Ontology annotation, cellular component: mitochondria-associated endoplasmic reticulum membrane contact site. The record is from RefSeq and is a predicted model, not a curated record. Lineage: Eukaryota; Metazoa; Chordata; Actinopteri; Pleuronectiformes; Scophthalmidae. Gene Ontology annotation, biological process: mitochondrial calcium ion homeostasis. Gene Ontology annotation, molecular function: lipid binding; protein binding. The coding region runs from base 382 to 4050 and encodes 1222 amino acids.
GGAAGACUGAAGCUGUUUUGUUGUUUUCACUUGACUCAAUCGGAUAGAAUCGUCGGAUACAACUCGAAGGGUCAACAAUAGGUUUUGUUUUGUUUUGACUUUCGGGCAAAGUGGUAAAUCCGAAACCCACUUGAACGCAUCGAACGAAAACAUUUCCGCCUGCGUCAUCACGCACAACACAGUCGCCGCGCCGCUUCGUCCAAUCAGGUGAGCAGUGCGCGGCUCAGGGAAGGAGCAGAUGAUAUGGCAGCUUUGAGAGCGACCAGGUGGAACUUGCUUUGUUCGUGCGACUAGAAAACCCUUUUUGUCGGAUAUGAGAGGACCGUGACUCCGGCGCCGGUGGGAGGGGAGGGAGGGAGGGGGUGGCGGCAGCUGCUCGAGAUGAUUUACCUGAUCCUGGUUUCCGCGUUGUCCGGAGCCGUCGUCACGUUGAUACUGCAGUUCCUGCUGAUCUACCGGAGGAGCCCCGAGCCCGUGGGCAGGACGGUGCAGUAUGUCAAAGUGGUGCCCGGCAACGCGCUGAAGGAUUACUUUAAUACCCAACAUGCCGAAGCAGGACAGCAGCAGCAGCAGCAGCAGGACGCCGCCGCUGCCCAGAGGCAGCAGGAGGCCGCCGCCGCCGCCUCCUCGGCGCGGCACCAGGAAGCGGCUGUCACCGGCGGCAGCCCCAAACAACAACCGUCGCCGCCGCCGCCGAUGCCGCAGCCGCAGAGCGAGGGCACCGACGGCGCGACCAAACCCGAGACGUGCAAUUUCCUCAACGCCAUCUUCCUGUUCCUGUUCCGCGAGCUGCGCGACACGCCGCUGCUCCGACACUGGCUCACCAAGAAGAUCAAGGUGGAGUUCGAGGAGCUGCUGCAGACCAAGACGGCGGGUCGCCUGCUGGAGGCGCUGAGCCUGCGAGACAUCUCGCUGGGCGACUCGCUGCCCGUGUUCAAGACGGCGCGGCUCAUGAGGCCGGCGCAGCUGAACGACGACGGCAUGCCCGAGGAGCUCAACUUCGAGGUGGACCUCGAGUACAACGGCGGCUUCCACCUCGCCAUCGACGUGGAGCUGGUGUUCGGCAAGUCCGCCUACCUGUUCGUGAAGAUGCGGCGCGUGGUGGGCCGCCUGCGGCUGCAGUUCACGCGCGUGCCCUUCUCCCAUUGGUCCUUCUCCUUCCUGGAGGACCCGCUCGUGGACUUCGAGGUGAGGUCGCAGUUCGAGGGCAGACCGCUGCCGCAGCUCACCUCCAUCAUCGUCAACCAGCUGAAGAGGGUCAUCAAGAAGAAGCACACCUUGCCCAACUACAAGAUCAGAUACAAGCCCUUCUUCCCGUUCCAAGUGCAGCCGCCGCUGGGUUCGGUCUGUGAUCUGGACCUGUCGGUGCAGGACAGCAGGCUGGUGGAAGGCCGACUCAAAGUCACCCUCAUCGAAUGUAGCAGACUGUUCAUCCUGGGCUCCUACGACAGAGAAACCCACGUCCACUGCACCCUGGAGCUGAGCAGCCACCAGUGGAAGGAGAAGAGCCGCAGCUCCAUCAAACGGACGGAGGUUAUCAAGGGGCCAUGUGGCAGCGUGGGGAUGACCUUCAGGCAUGUUCCUGCCACUGAGGGGGAUGCGGUCCACGUCAGCAUUGAGACGGUCACGCCCAACUCCCCUGCAGCCUUGGCAGAUCUGCAGAGGGGUGAUCGCCUCAUUGCCAUUGGAGGUGUCAAAGUGACAUCCUCGGUUCAAGUGCCCAAACUAUUGAAGCAGGCUGGAGACAGGGUGGUGGUACUUUAUGAGAGGCCUGUUCGUCACCAGGCUCCCUCUCUGGGAAGCUUGGGAACUCUUCAGGAAGGGUUUGGGCAGCUCGAGGAAACAGGUUUCAUCCCCCAGCCAGGUGGCUAUGAGGAAGAGCCGGCCCCCAUCACCACCCUUUCUGACAUAUCCGACAGCAAAGACAUGGACUCUGAGUUUGAAGAGUUGAUUGUGGACUCCAAACUUAACCAGACGGGUGGCCCCAACAGCAGUACUACAAAUACCAGUGAAUCUAAGGAGGAUUUCUUACUCACAGUUAACCAAAGCCCCAAAAGGACUGUGGCCAACUUGGCCUCCAAGCCCCUUGGUUCCAUAUCACCCAUUCUCAACCGCAAGUUAAACUUGGUGGGUCUCCAGUCACCACUAAAGCCUCAGCCCAAAGAAUCCCCAAAGCCCUCUCCACAUAAGACCAGUGGUGAUCCAGGUGAGGGUCUGCAGCGCCCCACUGUUCCACCCCCACCUCCUCCCUCUCGCCCCCUCCUGCCGCCAAGACCUCAAAUAAGGUUGACACCGGCCUCCUCGGAAACCAGUCUUUUGGAAGGGGUUGAUUCUGUUACAACUACUAAUGCUACUGUCGCUCCUACCGCGACCGCCACCGUCUGUGCUUCUGAGAAAUCUCCAGAAAAGGCUCCUCUCACUGCAGCCAAUGAGGAGAGGGCUGGCACAGAGAAGACAUGUGUCAAACAGGCUGAGGCAAAGCAGACCGCCAAGCCAAAUGAGUCGAGUGAUGAGGUACCGGGCCCUUCCACUGCGACCAACAGUAGCAAGGCUUAUCAAACAAAGGACAAGGCUUCAGAUGGCUCAUGCAGCACGCGGGAUAGUCUAGAGGACCACGCCAUCUGGGAAUCCCCAGAAACCAUGUUUCGUAAUCAGACAGCACGCUGGCCCAAAGCCUCUAUGGUGUGUGAUGUAGAGAGCAACCACAAGUACCUUAAUGUGGCCCUGUGGUGCAAAGAUCCCUUUAAGCUGGGUAGUUUGUUGUGCCUGGGCCACGUGAGCCUCCAGCUGGAGCACGUAGCACUGGAAUGUAUGGCGACAUCUUCUGCGGAGUACCAGAGCACCUUUCGGCUGGGGCCCACUGAGCCCCGAGCUAACGUUAGCCGCACUGCACUACGCAGUCUCGGCACCCACAAGGGCUUCAAUGAGAAGCUGUGUUACGGAGAUGUUACCCUGAACUUCUGUUACUUAGCCGAGGGUGACUUUGAGUAUCAAGGGGGGCUGGUAGAGAGAGAGGAGGGGAGUCUUCACGAUGAGGACCUAAGGGAGAGGGAGAGGGAACACAUCCCCUCGGCACCACGCGACGACUUGGCCUAUGGCGCCAUGCAGUUGGUGGAGGUUCGUCACAACUUCCAGGACACACAGUUCCAGAACCCCACCUGGUGUGAAUACUGCAAGAAGAAGGUUUGGACCAAGGCAGCCUCUCAGUGUAUGAUCUGCGCCUACGUUUGCCACAAGAAGUGCCAGGACAAGUGCCUCUCUGAGAAUCCCUUCUGUGUGGCGGCGACCGAACGUCGUGGAGCUGACCCUGAGGCCAAAUCCACCAUAAACCGGGCCACCACUGGCCUGACGCGCCACAUCAUCAACACCAGCUCCCGCCUGCUUAAUCUCCGCCAGGUGCAGAAGACUCGGCUAGUUGAGCAGGUGGUCGAUGUGGUGCCCGGAACGGUGGAACCCUCACCCAAGCACACACCCAACACUUCAGACAAUGAGAGCAGCGACACUGAGACCUACACCAGUGGUGCCAGCCCCUCGAAACAGCCAGUCAGCAGCGGUGGCAGCAGUAAACUUGUACGACGGGAAGGCGGGUUGGAUGACAGCGUCUUCAUCGCCGUGAAGGAGAUAGGUCGGGACCUGUACCGGGGGCUGCCCACAGACGAACGCUCCCAGAAGCUCGAGUUGAUGCUGGAUAAGCUGCAGCAGGAAAUUGACCAGGAGCUGGAGCAUAACACCGCCCUUCUGCUGGAGGAGAGGGAGGCCACAGAUUCCCGACGCAAGGCCCUGAUUAAUACGGCCCUGACCAAGUCUGGGGAGAGGCUGCAGGCCCUCACCUUGCUGAUGAUCCACUAUCGAGCUGGCAUUGAGGACCUGGAGUCGGUGGAGAGCACCUCGCCCUCGGAGCAGCAGGGCUUCAAAGGAAAAGGAGAAGGCCUGGAGGAAGAGGCCCUGAUGGGAACUGAGGUCUAUGACAGUGACAUCUGCAGCCCGGUGGAGGUGCAGCUGCUGGAUGACAUUACCGAGGAGCAGAUCUGUGUGGAGGCGCUCCACUAAAUAAGACUAGAAGGAAUAAGGAAGAGGGACAUGCUCACGUCUCGCUCCCAAAAUUGUGUCCGGAUUGCUUUUUGAGAGGGAUUCCAGCAGUCUGUUUUAAAUAUUUGGGGGUUGCUGAGGUCCAGUUUUUGAUUCACUUCAUUUUUACAUGAAAAAAAGAAAGGAUGGUUAAAGGAAUUUUCUCCCUCCAGAUUCAUAAUAAUCCUAAUCAUUGAUGUUUUUCUUUGCACAGUGUGAUGCUCUCCAUGCUUUUCCGUGUGUUUUGGGUUUUUUUUAAAGGGAAACUUGAAAGCUACAUCAUUACCUGUUCUCAGUAGCGCUGCACAUUUAUCCUGUUUUUUUUGUUGUUGCUGUUGUUUUUGGCUUCAAAUGUCAUUGUAAGCAUUUAAUCUAGUUUGCUUUCUUGUCUGUUACCAAUUUGACAUAAGGACUCUAGACGACGUGCACCUGUCUGUGGUGUACUAAUCUGAAUCAUCUUUAAUUUUUGGAGAAGCAAACAUGUUGAAUAUUUCCUUGUUGUGAAUAACAAGUCCAUAUGAAGGUGACAUAUUUAAGUCAAUAUCCGUGUGAACACUACUAAGGAAAAGCAGCUUUACACAUCCACAUCUGUGGAACAUCUUCUUUGUCUAAUGCAGUCAUACAUAUCUUUUUGUUUUGGGCACUUUUUUACUGUAACAUAUUUGGAUUUUAGAAGUGACUUUCUCUCCUCACACAGCUCUUUGUGAUUUCAGCAUAAUUAUAAGUGGAACCUAAUAUAUAAUUUUGCCUCUUUGUUUUGGUUUAUUUGUAUUUGUAUUAGCCAGGCCAAACAUGUUGUUACCCUAAGGCACGUAACUUAUCAAAACUGUCAUGGAUCGAAUGUGAGAGAGGCUCGAAUAUUGUUUGUGAUUGAUUUCUGAAUGAUCGUUUCCAAGCAAACGCUUGUUGUCGGGACAUUUUUUGGACGCCCUUCAUAAUCUUUUGAAGGGCUGGUUGAGGGUUAAUAUUUGCUAGAAUUGAGUUUAUGUUUGGGUGAGGGUUGGGGUAGAAAGACCAACCUGUGUGUCUUUGUGAAGAUGAUUUCCAUUCUUCAAGCAGCUUGUUUUCAUGCCCAAACAAAUGUACAUUCAGCCCUUAUCCAUGUUUUGUGUAUAUACAACUGUUUGGUACCACCUUAUCUUGUUCCCUGGCAAAACCAUCAACCAAGCAUUGGUGUAGCACGAUUCUAUCAUGAUUCUAUCACGACUAUCUACUGCUGUUCAUCCAUUUUUCAACCUUAGAGCGCCUCUGGAAGAUUGCUUGUCAAGAGGGUAUAAUCUUACUCUUUGUAUAUCUCAAGGAAAAAACAUUCAUCCCGAAACACUGAAAAAUGGCAGACAAUGUCCUUUCCCCCCACCCCUUGUUAUUCUGAUGGUUAUCUUGCCAGUCAGUGCCACAACAGAUAUUUCCAGCACAAACAGAAAUGGGGUUUGAUCGUGGAUAUUCGGUAAGGUUGAGUUUGAUAACUUUCUAUAAAUAUCAGCAGCCAUCGGCAGGUUUUUCUUGGAUCAGAAUUGUGACGUUCAACGAGUCGUCAGGGAGAACAGCCCUACGUUUAAAAAAAAAGAAAAAUAAAAGAAUGGUUUAGUUAGAGUAUCAGAUUGAGUUGGAAGUCUUUACGUAAUAUUUGAUAGUUUUUUUGACAGUCAUACUGUACCAUCUCUUUGGGUUGUUGAAUGGCCUCAGUAUGUGUAAAAUGAAGCGCUCGUUGGAAACGUCUUAGUAGCAUCUUUUCAACAGUUAGGCUCCUGUGUCCCAUCAGUUUGUUUCGAACUUUGGGACAAUAUGACAUCCCAAUAUGACCGGUAGUGACACUAUCCCUCAAUAUUUCUGACUGUGACUACAACAGUCAGUCUCUUGUCGAGAGUGAGGAAGAAGGGCCGAUAGAAAAAGCCUAAAUUGUUGCUUUUUAAAUUACAAUUUUUUUCCCGUAAAUCACAUUUUUUCCUUGGCCCCAUAUCCGUCCAUGCCCCCCAGGGGUUGGCGAGCACUACGUUAAGGCUGGCACAAGGAUUGUCUCAAGAUUUUGAAUAAAAAAAGAAAAUAUGACACUGCUCAAAAUACACUGAACACCAGUUGAUUUUUUUUAGACUUUAAUGUGUUGGACACGCCCAAGCCGGUACGAACACGGACAGUUGUGGGUUUGCAUACAUCGACACGUUUCGCCAAUGUACAGUAGAAAACAUGACAGCAAGAAGACAAGUUUUGUUUGGCUGAAAAUGCAAAAAAAAGUCACACAAAAAAGAAAUCGGUGUCUGACAGCUUCACGAGAACAGGAACAAGGACGUGGAAUACAGUACAAACAUCACAAAAUACAAAUAUUACACGAGCAUCCAAUUCACUCUUCUGGCGCAUGUGCAGUCGGCGUGCUUGCCGUCCUCAAAUUUUCGGACCACACGAGGGUCCACGCGAACCCCUUCGCCGACGUCGUCGCAGAUGACAACGGUCACGUCAUGGCGGACCUUUGUGGACACGCGCACGCAGAAAGCAUGAACUGGCCUUUAGUGGAAGCAAAGGCACACUUCACGUCGUUUUUAAGUGUAGUAGAUAUGUGGCUCUUGUAGAUAUUGGCUUACUGGCUGCUAUACUUGUCGAAUCUCUCUCUCAAGUCACUGUAUAUUCAGAUUUUUUGUGCAAUAUUUUUGUAGGAAAUGACACCAGAUAAUCAGCGACCAAUCCCAAUGUUUGUGGUUUGUCUCCUUUUUCUCUCUGAAAAGUGUGUAGUCGCCGUGCCCCGUCCGUCUCUAACCGGAGGGGAGAUCGAUGACGGCCCGACGGGAGGAGUCCCCGCUCUUAAACCCCUUUAGCCCGAGAAAGCACUGCUUUUGCUGCUGCUGCUGCUGCUGCUGUUCUUGCUGUCGUUACAGUGUGCUCUUCCACAGAACUCAUAACCACAGGCUUCUGCCACCCCCUCCCCCUCCCCCUCCCCCAGCACCUAACCUUUUGAAACUGCACUUACAGUUCCGCCUGUGUCCACCGCAGCUUUUCAAGCAGGUGUUUGUUUCUUUUCCUUAUUUUGUGUAUGUGAGGGACGUAGUACAGCUUUUCAAGGAGGCUCAUGUGAAGCUUUACUGUACAUAACCUAAAUAAACAAGCUCAAAUUGA